Molecule: messenger RNA, 1133 nt
Organism: Gasterosteus aculeatus aculeatus (three-spined stickleback)
Lineage: Eukaryota; Metazoa; Chordata; Actinopteri; Perciformes; Gasterosteidae
Gene: mmgt1
Product: membrane magnesium transporter 1
Cellular component (GO): Golgi apparatus; EMC complex; plasma membrane
Source: RefSeq, a predicted model, not a curated record
UGCAGCUGUUUACGACAGUGUUUUACGACACUGCACACGGUUCCUCAUCACCCUGGAAGAAGAUGGCCUCGUCGUUUUGGAAAGGUGUUGUCGGCGUCGGACUUUUUGCCUUAGCUCACGCAGCUUUCUCAGCAGCACAGCAUCGCGCAUACAUGCGACUCACAGAGAAGGAGAACGAGACACUACCUAUUGAUAUUGUACUACAGACCCUGUUGUCCUUUGUGAUGACCUGUUACGGUAUCGCUCACAUCGCUGGAGAGUUCAAAGACAUGGACGCCUCCUCAGAGCUCAAGAACAAAACAUUCGAUACGCUGAGGAACCACCCGUCCUUUUACCUUUUCAAUCACCGGGGCCGGGUGCUAUUCCGCUCGCCGGAGGAGGAGCCGUCUUCCGUACGCAAUCAGCAAGGUCUUCCCGACCCCAUUCGGCUACGCAAGCUGGAGCAUUUGCACUGAGACUUCCACACCUGUAACGACAUCAACGUCAGAUAACAUUUGUUUUUGCUAGACCGAGGAGGCAAAGCCAGAAUUCACCUUCCUCUACUUUAAUUUGUAUUUGUACAUAAACUAAUAUGCUCUUCCAACAUGCUUCUCUUUCCAUAAAAAGUGGUCACCGCAAUAUUCAACAGUGACUGUGCCAACCCUUCAAUUUUUCAAGCGGAUGUGUUUGUAUAUACAGUAUGUUAUCGCUUUGGAGUCUUAAGAUACAGAGACGUCGGCCCUUUUUGUCCCUUCUGAACUGAAUUGGGAUAACGCUGUCCUUUGUACAUCCUUUGUAUGAGGGCUUGAAAACGCCUCUUUCGUUACUGUUUUAUUUCAGUCACAUCAGUCCUUGGCAACUGUCAUCAUUUUGUGAACGGAAAUGAGUUUUGUCGUAUGAACUGAGGAUCCUUGACUUCCUAGAAGCAUGAAGGCUCAUCUGUGACCCCUGUGUGCAUUAAAGCGGUUUGUUCCCGGCUACGGGAAGUCACUGAAGGUGAGGUGUGAGAGCGGGAAACGUUUCACGGAUACUGUGAACAUUAACACAAACUAGAAAGUUAUGGUACAAUAAUUUGGUUAAGUUCGUUUUUCCUUCAUUUUACAUUUUAAGAUUCAACAGAUGUUUUUAAUUUAAUAAAAGGCUUACUGAUUUUA